AUGAACCAAGUGGCGACUGUAGCGAUCGGUGCGGCCCAACUCGCCUCGAAUUUAGGCGGCGUGCCGGCGCUCGGGGUGGCAGCGAGCGCCGCGGCGGGCAUUCAGGCUGCUUGCCAGAAGGUGGUCGUACACAAGAAACGAUGCGAGACAUUGUCCAAUAAGACUGCUCAGCUACUGUAUACCAUUGAGGCUCAGGCAAGUACCAUAGACGCCGAACAAAUGCGCGGCGCCGUGGACCAGGUGGCAGGCGUAUUGCAACGAGUGAAUGGACGAGUAACGAAGUGGGCUCAAUGCAGCCGCGUCCAGGCCUUCCUUAGAGACGGCAAGAUUGGGGAUGGCCUCAAGCAAUGCGAGUCGGAGAUUGAUACCGCCUUACAACAGUUCACGAUUACAGCGCACGUCCAUAUGGCAAAUGCGCAAUCAUUCCUCGUCAAACUGUUGGAGAAGAAUCAAGACGAGUGGCGGAGCUUUAGCAUAAAUCAGGUUGCAGAGACACGCAGCCUGGUCCUCCAGAUUUUGCAGAGCCCGCAAGACCUUCAGGUCGCCGCUGAGAUGCAUCGUGUGGGAAAGCCCGCUGCAGAGAGACUCAUGGAGGUCGGACAGCAGCGCCUGGCGGACCCCACCGCCAACUCGUCAAGUAAAGACCGCGAGAUGUGGAAGAAUGGCCUCUCUGAGCUUCAGCGUCUUACUGGCAUUCCGCCAACCUUGAAGAUACUAGACGGCGAAGUUGUGAAAACGUCCGAAUUGCCCGCUGGGAGGGGAGGGCACAGCCUAGUCUGGCCAGGGCUGUGGUUUGGAAAGAAGGUUGCCCUCAAGGUUCUUCAUGGCAUUGAACCAUCAGACAGGGCUAAAGCGAGGUUCGUCAACGAGAUACGGAUAUGGGCUGGACUUCGAAACCGACACAUCCAGCCGCUGUAUGGCAUUGUUACCGACAUGAGUCAAUUCCUUCAUACGGUCUCGCCUUGGCAGGAUAAUGGCACUCUCUUAGAAUACGUGCAGGCGAACCCGUCAGUCAGCAAAGGACACCUGUUGCUUGGAGCAGCUCGAGGCCUAGCAUACCUUCAUGGUGAACAGAUAGUGCACGGGAACGUACGAUGUGGUGAGACGGCAAUUUGUGACUUUGGCAUGUCGACAAUUAUCGGCGAAAUCACCAACACACCUGUUGCAGCAACUCUUACCACCGCUGGCUCCACACGUUGGCUCGCCCCAGAGCUGAUUUUCGACGAGGCGAACCAGGUGCCGACAUUCUCUUGCGAUACUUGGUCCUUCGGCAUGACCAUGCUCGAGUGCUACACCAUGCGGCCGCCCUGGGAGGAUGUACGGCGGGACGCGCACAUCAUUCAAGUGAUGGGGCGGCGGAGCCAACUCCCUGCGCGUCCACGGGACACGACGUCACCGACGGACGCGGUCUGGGCGCUGAUGAUCGAGUGCUGGAACUGGGAGCCAGACAAGCGGCCUGCUAUGAGCGAUGUGGCCAUGGGUCUGUUCCGCUGCAUACAGGGCGCUCGUGGCUCCAUCGAUACGGAAGACCUCCGUUGA
Molecule: messenger RNA, 1539 nt
Organism: Postia placenta MAD-698-R-SB12
Lineage: Eukaryota; Fungi; Basidiomycota; Agaricomycetes; Polyporales; Adustoporiaceae
Exons: 13
Coding region: 1-1539 (512 amino acids)
Biological process (GO): cell surface receptor signaling pathway; protein phosphorylation
Molecular function (GO): protein kinase activity; ATP binding
Source: RefSeq, a predicted model, not a curated record